Heterobasidion irregulare TC 32-1 is the source of this 492-nucleotide messenger RNA. RefSeq lists its product as uncharacterized. NCBI's taxonomy places the organism in Eukaryota, Fungi, Basidiomycota, Agaricomycetes, Russulales, Bondarzewiaceae. The coding region runs from base 1 to 405 and encodes 134 amino acids. The transcript is spliced from 3 exons. The record is from RefSeq and is a predicted model, not a curated record.
AUGCAUGCAUACGAAUCCCCUCAAGAUCCUUCAGCACAACUUACCACCGUGUUGAACUGGAUCGAUGCUUUGUCCCGUCGUGACUUCAGUGCCUGCGGAGAGCUCAUGGCGGAGGACUAUAAACAUUCCGUGUUGCCGGGAAGUAAAGGGCCCGUGGCGUCAAACAGGCGAGAGGGAAUCGACGUCGCAGAGAAAGCAACGAGACCCUUGAAGACUAUUAAGUUUGAGUUAUACGCUGUCAACGAGUCGCCGGGGAACAUAUGGAUCCAUUUGAUGCAACGUGCAGUAACGAAUGAAGGAGAUCAUACCAACGCCGAGUCUAUGCAGCUCUUCGCACUGGAUCAAGGUCCGGACCCGAAGAUCACAGUGAUGGACGAAUUCGUGGGCACAAAGAAGGCAGAGUGAUCGCCAGGAUUGAGGGUCAGAGACAGUGGAUGGUCAUUGAAACCAACGUGUACUGAGGUUGAGAAUUUGAGGAUACUUUCGUGUACC